AUGGGAACUCUUAGAAGGUUUCCUCCGAUUUUUGGUGGAAUCAGAAAAGCCACAACAGAUAUUGAAUAUGGUGGAUACAUUAUACCCAAAGGGUGGCAGAUCUUUUGGGUCACAUCAAUGACUCACAUGGACAACAAAAUAUUCCCAGAGCCAUCAAAGUUUAAUCCAAGUAGAUUUGAAAACCAAGCAUCUACAUCAUCUUAUUGCUAUGUUCCAUUUGGAGGAGGAGCAAGAAUAUGUCCAGGAUAUGAGUUUUCCAAGAUUGAAACUCUUGUGAUAAUUCAUUACCUUGUGACAAAGUUCAGUUGGAAGCGGCUUUCAGACAAUUCCUUCAGCAGGGAUCCAAUGCCAACACCAUCUCAAGGCCUGUUGAUUGAGCUUUGCCCAAGGAAACUAUCUUAG
This is a messenger RNA of Lathyrus sativus (Indian pea), 402 nucleotides long. The record is from the annotation of a GenBank genome assembly. NCBI's taxonomy places the organism in Eukaryota, Viridiplantae, Streptophyta, Magnoliopsida, Fabales, Fabaceae.